AUGCCCUUGAGAUCCCUUCAGGUCUCUUGGGCAGGCCGUAUCUUCUCCUCUUGCCAUUCUGAGUGUGGUCCUCCAGGCCCACUAGGAGCCACCUCUUCCCAACAUCUGGGGCUCUUCUUCCAUCUUCUCUCCUGGCUGUCCUCCCUCUUCCCACAGGUCCAGAACAUUGUCAACGAGUACAAAGCCGCCACCUUGGCCAUUGCUCGCCGGGCCCAGCAGAUGAGUGAGGCUCUGUUGGUCCGGAUCACCGGGAAGCGGGUCUACAACGACCUGGAGUUUGAAGAGGACCAGAAAGACCACCGGGACCUGGUGCAAAAGAAGCUGGUCACCUUCCACGAAGACAGCAUUGCCAUCAUGCGGCAGACGUACGAGGUCUUCAAGAACGAUGGGUCAGAGGUUCAGCAGCAUUGGUUCAACUACACCGUCCGGAUGAAUCGGAUGAUGGAGGACGCCUUGCGGCUCAACGUGAAGUGGUCCCUGAUGGAGCUCUCCAGGGCCAUCAACGGCGACGGCAAAACCGGCCCCAACCCGCUCUUCAGGGUGAAGGUCAUCCUGCAGGACAAUUCCCCUGGGCAGACCCCCCAGUGGUCCACGGUCCACAAGUUGGUGACUGCUGAUCUACAGUAUAAAUACAGUGGAAACACAGAAGAAAGUUGGCUAGGACAUGUAAUCAAGGAAUACCAGGACCUCAAUGCAUUGUGGAAUGGCAACUAUACCACCAUUGAACUGCCCUGGUCGUAUUAUGGAUGCGGCCAUGCCAUCUACAACAAUGCUCUGUACUACCAACGGGUGGGACGCAACAUUGUUGUGAAGUACCACUUCGAGACGGGCAUCUCCAAAGUGCUCUUCAUUGAGAACUCUUGGUACUAUGAGCGCAUGUAUCUCUUCAGUACCUCCAAGUCCUACUUCAGCAUCGCAGCGGAGGAAAACGGUCUCUGGGUGAUGUAUCUUUCCCGGCCCGAUGAACACAUCAUGGUGGCAGAAGUCGAGGAGGAGACCUUUUCUGCGUUGCGGCACAUCAACACCACCUACCCGCAGUCCAAGGCGGGCAAUGCCUUUGUGGCUGGCGGGGUGCUCUACAUCACCGAUAAGAACCACAUGCACGUGGCUUUCGCUUUCGACCUCUUCCGCGAGAAGCCGUUGGAGGCCCGCUUCGAGCUGAAACUGUCCCUCUCUUCGGAAGGGUUCGAACAGAAAGUGUCUCCAGCCUCCAAUGGGACCUUGGUCCCGGUGUUGGCCAUGCUCUCCUACAACUGGUUGAAUAAGCAUCUACAUACCUGGGAACACGGGUUUCUGAUACAGUAUCCCGUCCACUUUCUCGUCUAG
Molecule: messenger RNA, 1326 nt
Organism: Thamnophis sirtalis
Lineage: Eukaryota; Metazoa; Chordata; Lepidosauria; Squamata; Natricidae
Source: RefSeq, a predicted model, not a curated record